AUGUACAACCCUUAUCAAGGUUCGCACCUCUAUGGCCGGCCUGGAGAGUAUGGAAGCUAUCCUGGUGCGCCUCCAGGCAUGGGCGCCCCUCCAGGUAUGGUCGCUCCUGGGACGUCCCUCCCCCCAGGGAUGCAGCAAGCGAACGCGCAACAGCCAGGUCGUCCCGGUGGCUUCCCAGCCAACUUUCAGCCUCCUCCCAAUAUGCCAAACAUCAACUUUUCCGCACCAGUCAUUCGACUCGGUACAGCAGCUCCUGCGAAGUCGGCGACACCCGAUGGAACCGGACGAACCGGUGAGGCGACUCGACGAGCAGGACUCGGCGCUACCAGCGUUGAAUCACAGCGCCAGAAUAUCCGCGAUGCGAUGAUGCAGCUCCAGCCGCCGACAAAAGAGGAAAUCCUAAGAACUAUAUUCGUUGGUGGUAUUACGGAAGGUACAGGUGGCGAUGAUGGUGUCGAGCAUAUUCUGCGUUGUGCGGGCAAUUUGAAACGCUGGAUUCGCGCCACUGAUGCUGAUGACAAGCCUUGCAAGUUUGGAUUUGCCGAAUACGAGGAUCCCGAAAGUCUCAGCGUUGCGCUGGAAGUUUUGAAAGAUAUCGAGGUUCCAGUAAAACGACAAAUGCCAAAAGAAGGAGGCGACGAGGAGGCUGCUGAAGUGGAAAAGGCCAAGUUACUGGUGGUAUUUGACGAAGGCACUUUAAAAUACGUCGAGCAAUACCAGUCUACUAGGAAUGAGGAGGAUGAUUCCAAUCGCGCCGCCCGUCUAGACGCUGCCCGCCAAUCGCUUUCCACCGUGCUCUCAGAAUUGACGCAUCCAGUCGUACCUCCACAAGCUGAGGAUGCAUCUACCGUUGACCGCGACGGCGACGUGUCUAUGCAUGAAGCAGGCAAAGACUCCGCGGAAGUCGUUACUAUUCCCAUCGCCGCCGAGGACGAACUAUCGGAUAUACCAGCUGAGAUGCGCGAGACAGUCGCCAGGGAAAUCGCUGCUUUCAGAGAGCGUAGCAACCGUCGCGAUCUCGAGCGCCUUCGUCGAGAGGAGGAAAUUGAGUCAAUGGAGCGUGCGAGAAAUUCCGGGGGUCGUGUGAACAGGUUGGCCUCGCCUCCUCUGUCGGCGCCUAGUGGGCCUGCCGGAGGAGUUAACGGAGUUCCUCUUGGACCCCGCGAUCGUUCUAUCGCCAACGCACCCUCAGGGCCUAAAGGAUUUGGCGUGCAGAUUCCUAAGGAAUACCAUAAAGGGGUUUCAUUUGUGAAUGGCCAUGGAGUGCCCGUUGGCCAGGAAGAUGAGGAUACCGAUGCCAGUGACGAGGAGCUUGAGCGUCGGAGACAAGAAAAGAAAGACGCAGAGUUGGAGAAGCAAUUCCUAGACCAGGAGCGCAGAUGGCUGAACCGUGAGCGCAGUCGUACAGCCGCCGUUGAACGUGAGAGGAAGCGUGACAAGGAAGAGGACGCCAAGCUUGACGAAGCCAAAGAAGCUAUGGCGAAGCUUCUUCGCGAGUGGGAUGAUGAUGUGGAAGCUAGUCGCAAGGUGGAGGAAUACUAUGCGGACCACGGAGCCUGGAUGCGCAACCGUGCGGCUGUUCGUGGACGUGAGAUCAAAGCCGACGAAGCUGAUCGCGCUGCCGAAGGACGCGAGAAGGCCCGAUCUGCUCAACAACGUGAACAAGCUCGUGGCAUGGCAGACGACUUCCUGGCUCGUCAAGCCGAAGAGCUUGAAGCACAACCCCAGGCACCACGUGAACCUCAGCGAUUCAAGCUGUCUCUUGGUGCAGCGGCACAGCAAAAAGCACAGGCUGCUACGACCCGCCGCACUGUUGCUGAAGUCGAAGGUCUACUGGAAGACGAAGAAGAGAGCACUGCUACCACAAAGCGCACUCUCGUUCCAAUUAAGUUUGAUAGCGCUGCAGAGGCUUCCGGUCUCACUGACGAAGAAAGGGCUCAGGCUGUCAGACAGCUUGCGGCAGAAAUUCCUUCGGAUAAGGAAGGCCUAUGGAAGUGGAAUGUCAAGUGGGAGUUUGUCGACGAGUCUGUCCUUGGCGAGCAGCUGAAACCGUUUGUCGAGAAGAAGAUUAUGGAAUACCUUGGUGUGCAGGAGGAGAUGUUGGUUGAUGUUGUUGAAGAGCAUAUCCGCCGCCAUGGCGAGCCUCAGGAGCUGGUCGAGCAAUUGGCCGAGGCAUUGGACGAGGAAGCGGAAGUUCUGGUCAAGAAGCUGUGGCGUAUGAUUAUCUUCUUUUCUGAAAGCGAGAAGCGAGGUCUUUCGACAUAA
Messenger RNA from Talaromyces amestolkiae, 2265 nucleotides. RefSeq lists its product as uncharacterized. The transcript is spliced from 5 exons. Gene Ontology annotation, biological process: mRNA processing. Gene Ontology annotation, cellular component: spliceosomal complex. The coding region runs from base 1 to 2265 and encodes 754 amino acids. Lineage: Eukaryota; Fungi; Ascomycota; Eurotiomycetes; Eurotiales; Trichocomaceae. The record is from RefSeq and is a predicted model, not a curated record. Gene Ontology annotation, molecular function: mRNA binding.